Molecule: messenger RNA, 3579 nt
Organism: Amphibalanus amphitrite
Lineage: Eukaryota; Metazoa; Arthropoda; Thecostraca; Balanomorpha; Balanidae
Product: chymotrypsinogen B-like
Exons: 6
Coding region: 540-1886 (448 amino acids)
Biological process (GO): proteolysis
Molecular function (GO): serine-type endopeptidase activity
Source: RefSeq, a predicted model, not a curated record
CGGCCGAGACGGCCGCCCGAGGCAGACUGACCCGACUCGUCGGCCGGUCGGCAGCGAGCCCCCGAGACGGCACGGCGGCCGGUCUCGACCGCAGGCACAGUGCAACGUGGGGGCUCGAGCAGGCAGCAUCCGGGAGCGAGGGGAGCGGAAGGAGCGACGCGACAGGACAUCGAGAGGAGCAGAGCGGGACAGCAGGACUGGAGCGGAAGAGAAACAGGAUUGCUUACGGUAUACUGGCGUUAUAGCUGCUAUAGAAGAACCAAGACAGAACGGAACUUGGCAAACAUUGAUACAAGAAGUUUUCUGUCCAUGAAGACGGGAAAAUAAAACAACGGAAAAAGACCGAAUAGUGUACAUAUUGCUCCGGAUAAUUUCUGUAGACUGGUGUCUUGCCUCUAAACGGCAGUGCAACGAUACGUGACAACUAGGAUCAGCGAUAGAACUCUUUUUGAGUGUCGCUUUAGCACGGUCUCCGUGCCACGCGUCGCUGAAAGUCAAGAAUAUAAUCAGUGUCGUGUUUCACGUGCUCGUGCUGCAAGAUGACACCAAUGGCUCGUCCGUCUCUUCUGGCAAUCGGUGCACUCCUUUGCUUGUGCCGGCCGGCGGCGUCCCUGGAGUGCCGAUGGCUGAGUCUGACCAAGAUCCGGCGGGGAGACGUGUUACGGUUCACCUCACCCAACUACCCGUCAAACUACCCGAACCUGCACAAGUGCGGCGCCAAGUUCUACCCGGCCUCCAAGAACGUCCAGGUGCAGCUCACCUGCAACGACGUCUCGCUGUACAGCGACUCGGGCAUGUGGUCGUACCUGCGCAGCCUGUUCCUCUCCUACGACUGGGUGUUCCUGGCCAGCGGGCCGUGGAUGCAGUCGUUCCCGCGCGACGACUCCAACCUGCCCGCCUCGUGGACUACCAAAGCCGGAGAGAGCAUCCACUUCGGCUUCUCGUCCAACCUGUACGGCACCAGCCGCGGCUUCCAGUGCACGGUGAUCGGAGUCCAGGAGCAGCCGGAGACGCGCUCCUGCGGUCUGAAGAACACGGCCAGGAGGAGCGCGCGUAAACUGGGGGGUGUCAACGCCACGGCGACGGGCCGGCAGAGCCCGCUGCCGGCUCCGCUGCCCGGCGGCGGCGGCCUGGCGCCCGAGGAUAACAAGAUCUUUGGCGGCGAGGACGCGGAGGAGAGCGAGUGGCCGUGGAUGGUGUUCCUGAUCAUCGAGGAGACGGACGGCACCAACGGAUUCUGCGGCGGCACCAUCAUCAGCGAGAACUACAUCCUCACGGCCGCUCACUGCUUCGAGAUGGUGACCCCGGGCACCACAGCGACCGUGCUGUACGGAGUAUCGGACCUCACGCGCACCGACGUUCAGUUCGUGAUUCCGGAGGAGGUGAUCGUUCACCCCGACUUCAAACGGGACGCCAAUGGCGCCUUCCUGAACGACAUUGCGCUGCUCCGACUGGGCACCGGGCUCACAUUCAGCGACACCGUGGGACCCGUGUGCCUGCCCUCCUUCUCGGACCGAGCGAAGUCCUACCAGGGAGACGCCGAGAUCACGGGCUGGGGUCAGCUGAGCAACACGGACCCGCUGACAUCGAGUCUACAGGAGGCCAAGGCGCGCUUGCUAGACCUGGGCCAGUGUAAGCAGCGAACGGACGACGCCGUCACCUUCGAACAGCUCUGCUCAGACCCCGUCACCGGCAUGAGCGUCUGUCCGGGCGAUUCAGGGGCGCCAUUAAAAAUCAACGACUACGACGAUCGUUAUACACAGAUCGGCCUGGUCAGCUACGGCAGCGCCUCCUGCGAGGCCGACGGCAAAUUCGCCGUCUACACGCGCGUCGACCAGUACCUCGAGUGGAUCAGGGACAACUCGGACGUCACCAUCCGGCCCUGAACACGUCAUUGUAGACGUCGUAGUGAUGUCAUUUAAGGCAUGUAGCUCUGCUCAAAACAGGUGUGGCGCCAUUGUCCACUGCUGGGCGAAUUCGGGUGUAUAUAUUAUGAAGACUGGCAACCGUUGAUGAUCAUUUAACGGAAAAAUGUGUUGCGAUCAGACCCAAUUUGCAGUUGCCGUGCUCAAAAUUAGCACAGCCCGCAACGUGCGGUCACCGACAUCCAUUCCACCGCUCCCCUCCCCGGCAUCCGGUUUUCGUGUCAGCUGGUCAUCUACGGAACUGGUCCGAUGGACCGGUAAUUCACCCCCACCCCACCCCACCCCACCCCCACCCCCACCCCAUCCUCACCCCGUCACCUCACUCCAGUGACCGAGGCGAGUUGCGUCACUAUCCCCGGUGAUCUGGAGAGUGUGUGCGCACGCGCCGUCUCGGAAGGGUACACCAAUGAUGAGCGGCGCCCAUUCGAGCCUGCAGAGCGGUCACGAGACUGCUAUUCACGCACCAGAGGCCUUAGAGGGGUCUGACGGUGAGCAGCACCCCGGCAUAGGUACCGACCCGGUUUCACCGCCGAUGUUUUUGCCCGGGGAGGGAUGCGGACCGAUGAAGUUCUGAGUUCCCGUUUGUUGAAAAUGGCGGCACGUUGUUACGAAAUGAUUGAUGCGGUAGGCAGUUAUUGGGUGUGAGUGAUGACAGGGUAGGUACGCUUGUGCACGUGAUCUAUGUCACCAAGAAGCGCCCGCUUAUUGGCUUCCGCCCGACGAGCAAUUAAAAUUGUAGAUUUGGCCGGGGAACAGCUUCCAGUUACAAUGUUUAAAGCAACAUCGAAUCGCGCUGUUUCGAAGAAGCUUCAUAUUAUUUUGUUUUUCGAGGUUCACGACUCACGUACGUACUCUUAUUGCAAUUGCGUGAAAUAGGGAUCUGCCGAAGCGUUCUGUAGUUGACGACGCUCAUCCUUGCCAUUGCCUGUACUUGGCGACGUUCAUAUUUGUCUGUGCACCCUGGAGCGUAACUAAUGCCAUCUCACUAACCAGGGUUGCGAUUGAGGCGUGCAUGGCAGCAGCAGUACCUAAUCCCUAAGGAGGCAGGGCAGCGUACCGAGCGGGGCGACCGGCGAAAGUGAAUGUUGAUAUUGUCUUGUCACGGUGGAGCGCCUGCAAACAGCGACUGGAACGCCCCGCUGUGUUUGUGAUUAGCAGUCGUCAACAAGACGACAUCCAACUGUCAUUUGCUCAAUCGAGCUGGCGUUCGCCGCGUUGUUAUUGUUAUCUCUAUUGUUUAUUGUUAUUAACUUAUUUUGUGUCGCUGUUGGUUUACCUAUUGUUACGUGUUGCGUUGUUACGAGAUGCGUUGUUACGUACAAUAUUUGAUUAAGCCUUCUUUCGUAUGCUGGAAUGCUCAGAAGAAUCACCAGUUGGCUGAAAGUGUAUAAUGCGUUAUGUUUUAUUGCGUCUCCGUAGUGUCUGCUUAGAAAGCCGGCGCACCUUUUUAUCGUUAAGACUUGAGUGACGGCGUCCGGCGCCUGAAUCUGUUACCAGCGGCGCCGUGGCCAACAGGAAUUCCAAUCAGAGAGGAGAAACUACAUUGCUCGCUCGUGCCAUGCCGUACAUCCGGCCCCUCGGGAUGUUGUCCGGGAAUAAACCUCUCGACAUCAAAACGCGUGUGUUGUGUCCCUCCAAUAAAAGGCGAGUUGGC